AUGAGAUCAUCAUGCAAGAAGAAAAACAAGAAUAAGAAGAAAUGGAUAGCUUUCAAGUCCACCUCAAAAUCUCAAGAGGAAGAAGAAGAUGCUUCAGAAAAAGAUGAAGAAAUGGCUUUUAUUACCAAAAGAUUCAAAAGAUUUGUGAAGAAAAAACAAGAGCUCAAAAAACAAUUCAAGAAGGAUAAGAAGAAAGCCAUGAUCGCAGCAUGGGGAGAAGACAGUGAUGACAGCGACUCGGAGACGGAUAUUUGCAAGAAUAAAGUCGCAAAUCUAUACUUGAUAGCACUUGAAGAUGAUGUGUGCUUUAGGUUAAAAUCUAGCAACAACCGCUGGUACCUUGAUAGUGCGUGCUCAAGGCAUAUGACCGGUGACAAAGCAAUGUUCUCAACCCUUAAAUCCAAAGAAGGAGGUCACGUGACCUUCUUCUUUGGUAAGGGAAAGAUCAUCGGCGAAGGUAGUAUUGGUAAACCUUCUUCACCCAUCAUCGAAAAUGUGUUGCUUGUUGCAGGAUUGAAACAUAACUUACUUAGUAUUAGUUAA
Molecule: messenger RNA, 543 nt
Organism: Camellia sinensis
Lineage: Eukaryota; Viridiplantae; Streptophyta; Magnoliopsida; Ericales; Theaceae
Source: RefSeq, a predicted model, not a curated record